GCUGCAUCGCCCAUCUGUGAGGUUGGUGGUCUGCCUGAAUUUCAUUCCAUGGUUUUGGGUAACAGUUUGUUUCCUGAGAAACCUCCACUGAUUUUCAAGGACACCUACCUUGCAAACGCCAGAAUAGCCAUGCCUUGAUUUUCAAAGGACACCUUACGAACUUUUCCUUUGCGUGUAUAACAAGGCCGUCUGAAAUUUUGUUUCACUUAAAUCGAAACCAACACACGUUAGUACAAAAUUUCUGUUUAGUUCUCCGAUUGGCUGAAACAGGCCUCGUUAAUUGAUUCAUCUAAUGACGCCACAUCUUGGGAUAUUGCUCCCUUUUAUUAUAUGCCGAAGCACGUGAGUAACAGAGAAUAAAACACACAGAUACAGUCAAACAGAAAAAAGGAACUCCACACAUGUGCAGGCUAGAAAACGAUUGGCCGAAUCUAGACCUGCUAAUCCUAUGCAUUAGUGGUCAGCUCAAACAGACAAAGUGACAACGAUGGGGGUUCCGUGAUCGAUUUUGUUACCCGGAAAUAUCAACGCUUUUUUGCUUACUUAAUCUGUAGUGCGGACGAUAGAGGAAAUGACAUUAUUGUCUUGAUUGAUAGAGCUCGUCUUGCUAACUGCUCCGUCCACUUUUGUUCGUCAGAUAGUGUAUUAUGUUAGAAACUCACGUGUGUUGAACUUGGCAGCCAAGAAUACAAGUGAGAGGUUUCAAGCAGGGUACCAAGCAACAUGGAUGAGCCCCUUGUUGGGAGCAACAUCGAGAAGACAGCAGGGCCAAAAGAGAGCCUUGUGGUCACUGAGAUCAAGAAGCAGCUGUACCUUGCCGGGCCUCUCAUCGCCGGAUGCCUCCUACAGAACGUCGUCCAGAUGAUAUCAGUCAUGUUUGUCGGUCAUCUCGGUGAGCUCGCUCUCUCGAGUGCCUCCAUCGCCACCUCCUUUGCUGGUGUCACUGGCUUCAGCUUGUUGGCUGGCAUGGCAAGCAGUUUGGACACACUCUGUGGGCAAGCCUUCGGGGCAAAACAGUACCAUCUUCUCGGCAUCUACAAGCAGAGGGCUGUCCUUGUGCUUACUAUGGUGAGCGCUGUGGUCGCGAUAAUCUGGUCGUACACCGGGCAGAUACUUCUGCUCGUCGGCCAGGACCCGGAGAUUGCUAUGGGGGCAGGGAGCUACAUCCGGUGGUUGAUUCCAGCUCUAUUUGUUUACGGACUUCUGCAGUGCCAUGUCCGGUUCCUGCAGACGCAAAACAUAGUUCUCCCGGUGAUGAUGAGCUCAGGUGUCACAGCGCUGAACCAUGUCCUUGUGUGCUGGUUGUUGGUGUACAAGCUUGGGAUGGGCAAUAAGGGUGCUGCCUUGGCCAAUGCCAUCUCUUACCUGGCCAAUGUGUCCAUCUUGGCUAUCUAUAUCAGGGUCUCUCCAACCUGUAAGAACACCUGGAUAGGGGUCUCAAAGGAGGCGUUCCGUGACCUUUUUAGCUUCAUGAGGCUUGCCGUUCCAUCUGCUCUUAUGGUUUGCUUGGAGUGGUGGUCAUUUGAGCUCCUGGUACUUCUCUCUGGACUUCUCCCGAAUCCUAAGCUCGAAGCGUCAGUAUUGUCCAUCUGCCUAAACACCAGUUCGUUAAUAUUCAUGAUCCCUUUCGGGCUUGGGGCAGCCAUAAGCACCCGUGUUUCAAACGAGCUUGGUGCUGGGCGGCCUCAAGCUGCCCGUCUGGCUACUCGUGUGACCAUGGCUAUGGGUCUUGUGACGGGUGUAUCAUUAGGACUUCUUAUGAUUUUGGUGCGCAAUGUAUGGGGGUACUCUUACAGCAAUGAGAAGGAAGUUGUGGAAUACAUUUCCAGAAUGAUGCCAAUUCUGGGCAUUGCAUUUGUUUUCGAUGAUCUGCAAUGUGUCCUUUCAGGUGUUGUUAGGGGUUGUGGUUUGCAAAAGAUUGGUGCUUGUGUCAAUCUCAGUGCAUAUUACCUUGUCGGUGUUCCAGCAGCAUUAUGCUUUGCCUUUUUCUACCAUUUUGGCGGAAUGGGACUUUGGUUCGGAAUAAUGUGUGGACUCGUCGUGCAGAUGCUGCUGCUACUGUCCAUCAGCAUGUACACCGACUGGGAGAAAGAAGCUUCGAAGGCAAAGGACAGAGUUUUCAGUUCUUCCCUUCCUAUAGACAUGGCCACAUGAACAUGCGAGAUGCAUCUUUGACAGAACACGGUGCAAGGAAAGAUAUGGAACUCACGAAGAAUUUGUCGCGGAGAAAACUGCUUCGUCUCAAUGCCACGAGCAUGUCACUUCCUUCAGAGACAGCCGAAGAAUGAUCUGAUUUUGUGAUUUUUUUGUCGAUGGCGUGGGAUAAGAUAUUUUGAAAGCAAAGGCAUGGCGCUUGAUAUUACAAGGCCAUAAGGGAAUAAAGUGUUUUGUUGAGUAGAGGAAAACGUAGUAUGGACAUGACAUUUCUUUUGAGAAUUUAGUAGACUAUUUUAUUGAUUACAAAAUCAGACUUUUCUUC
Molecule: messenger RNA, 2479 nt
Organism: Lolium rigidum
Lineage: Eukaryota; Viridiplantae; Streptophyta; Magnoliopsida; Poales; Poaceae
Product: protein DETOXIFICATION 16-like
Exons: 9
Coding region: 724-2154 (476 amino acids)
Biological process (GO): xenobiotic detoxification by transmembrane export across the plasma membrane
Cellular component (GO): membrane
Molecular function (GO): xenobiotic transmembrane transporter activity; antiporter activity
Source: RefSeq, a predicted model, not a curated record